AAAGACCUCAGAGAGAGAGCGAGAGAGAGAGAGCCACAAGCUAGCCCAGCGAGCAAGCCAAGGAGUUUGGGCAGGCAGCACCGCCCACGGGGGGCGUCGCAGUUGGGGUUGCCGCUCCGCCUCCUCCUUCUUCUCCUGCCCUCUCUGUCUUCCUGCCACUCGCUUUUCCGAGGCGAAGACGCCGCUGCUUUCCAGGAGGGGUGAACGAGGACCAAAGGGAGGGGGAGUAUUGUCUCAGCGACUGCUAUGGCUCCAGUCCUAAGCAAGGAUCCUGUGGACAUAGAGAAUAUUCUAGGAUUAAAUCCACGGACUCAAAAUUAUGCCACUAUACAUUCCACAUCAAGAAAGAAAGUAGACAAGAAACAUUGGAAAAGAAAUGCUGAUAAAGACUGCUCUGCCUGUCCAAAACUAGAAAAUAAUUUUGAUGACAUCAAGCACACGACUCUUGGUGAGCGAGGAGCUCUUCGAGAAGCAAUGAGGUGCCUGAAAUGUGCUGAUGCCCCCUGUCAGAAGAGCUGCCCAACUAAUCUAGACAUCAAAUCAUUCAUCACCAGUAUUGCGAACAAGAACUACUAUGGAGCAGCGAAGAUGAUCUUUUCAGAUAAUCCACUGGGUCUGAGUUGUGGAAUGGUGUGUCCAACUUCGGAUCUUUGUGUAGGUGGAUGCAAUUUAUAUGCAACAGAAGAGGGACCAAUUAAUAUUGGUGGCUUGCAGCAGUUUGCUACAGAGGUAUUCAAAGCAAUGAACAUUCCACAAGUCAGAAACCCUUCUCUGCCUCUUCCAGAAGAUAUGCCUACAGCUUACUCUGCAAAGAUUGCUCUUCUUGGUGCUGGGCCCGCAAGUAUAAGCUGUGCCUCCUUUUUGGCUCGAUUAGGCUACUCUGACAUCACUAUAUUUGAAAAACAAGAAUAUGUGGGUGGUUUAAGUACAAGUGAAAUUCCUCAGUUUCGGCUGCCAUACGAUGUUGUGAAUUUUGAGAUUGAACUCAUGAAGGACCUUGGAGUGAAGGUAAUACGUGGCAAAGAACUUUCAGUGACUGGGAUGACCCUUGGUACUUUGAAGGAAGAAGGCUACAAAGCUGUUUUCAUUGGAAUAGGUUUACCAGAACCAAAUAAAGAUAGCAUAUUCCAAGGACUAAGUGUGGACCAGGGAUUUUACACAUCAAAAGACUUCUUACCACUGGUGGCCAAGGCAAGCAAACCAGGAAUGUGUGCCUGUCACUCCCCAUUGCCAUCGAUACAGGGAGCUGUGAUUGUACUUGGUGCCGGAGACACUGCUUUUGACUGUGCAACAUCUGCUUUACGGUGUGGAGCCCGCCGUGUGUUCGUUGUCUUCAGGAAAGGCUUUGUUAAUAUAAGAGCCGUCCCAGAGGAGAUGGAACUUGCUAAGGAAGAAAAAUGUGAAUUUUUGCCUUUCCUUUCUCCGAGAAAGGUUAUAGUAAAAGGUGGGCGAAUUGUUGCUAUGCAAUUUGUUCGGACAGAGCAAGAUGAAUCUGGAAAUUGGAAUGAAGAUGAAGAUCAGCUAGUCCAGCUGAAAGCCGAUGUGGUGAUCAGUGCAUUUGGUUCAGUGUUAAGUGAUCCUAAAGUGAAAGAAGCCAUGAAUCCUAUCAAGUUUAACCGUUGGGGUCUUCCAGAAAUAGAUCCAGAAACUAUGCAAACCAGUGAACCAUGGGUGUUUGCAGGUGGUGACAUUGCUGGUUUGGCUAAUACUACAGUGGAGUCAGUGAAUGAUGGAAAGCAGGCUUCUUGGUAUAUGCACAAAUACAUACAGUCACAAUAUGGAGCUUCAGUUUCUUCAAAACCUGAGCUUCCUCUUUUUUAUACUCCUAUUGAUUUGGUGGAUAUUAGUGUAGAAAUGGCUGGAUUGAAGUUCCCGAAUCCUUUUGGUCUUGCUAGUGCACCUCCGGCUACCAGUGCAUCAAUGAUCCGACGAGCUUUUGAAGCAGGAUGGGGCUUUGCUGUGACCAAAACUUUCUCUCUUGAUAAGGACAUUGUGACUAACGUUUCCCCAAGGAUCAUCCGGGGCAUCACCUCAGGCCCUGUGUAUGGCCCAGGACAAAGCUCCUUCCUUAAUAUCGAGCUCAUCAGUGAGAAAACAGCAGCCUAUUGGUGUCAAUGUGUCACUGAACUAAAGGCCGACUUUCCUGACAACAUUUUAAUUGCUAGCCUCAUGUGCACCUAUAACAAAAAUGACUGGACUGAACUUUCCAAAAUGGCUGAGGCUGCUGGAGCAGAUGCCCUGGAGUUAAAUUUAUCAUGUUCCCACGGCAUGGGAGAGAGAGGAAUGGGCUUGGCCUGCGGGCAGGAUCCAGAUAUGGUGCGGAACAUCUGUCGUUGGAUUAGGCAGGCUGUUCGGAUUCCUUUCUUUGCCAAAUUGACCCCAAAUAUCACUGACAUCGUAAGCAUUGCAAGAGCUGCCCAGGAAGGUGGUGCAGAUGGUGUUACCGCCACCAACACUGUCUUGGGCCUGAUGGGACUCAAAGCAGACGGCACUCCGUGGCCCGCAAUUGGUUUAGGGAAGAAGACCACAUAUGGUAGCAUAUCUGGGACUGCCGUUAGACCCAUAGCCUUACGAGCUGUAGCAGCCAUCGCCAGAGACUUGCCUGGAUUUCCCAUUUUAGCCACCGGGGGAAUCGACUCCGCAGAAAGUGGACUGCAGUUUCUGCAAAGUGGAGCCUCUGUUCUACAGGUGUGCAGUGCAGUUCAGAAUCAGGAUUUCACUGUGAUUAAGGAUUACUGUACAGGACUCAAAGCCCUUCUUUAUCUAAAAAGCAUCGAGGAGUUAAAAGACUGGGAUGGCCAGAGUCCUGCGACUGUUCGCCACCAGAAAGGGAAACCAGUUCCUCGAAUUGCAGAACUCACUGGAAAGAAAUUGCCAAGCUUUGGUCCUUACCUUGAGCAGCGGAAAAAAAUUAUGGCAGAGAACAAGAUAAAACUGAUGGAGCAAAAUGGAAGUUUUUCACCUCUGGAAAAAAGCUACUUUGUUCCCAAGAAGCCCAUUCCAAAAAUCAAGGACAUAAUUGGGAAAGCACUGCAGUACAUUGGAACAUAUGGUGAACUUAACAAAAUAGAGCAAGUCGUGGCUCUGAUUGAUGAAGAAAUGUGCAUUAACUGUGGGAAAUGCUACAUGACCUGCAAUGACUCUGGAUACCAGGCCAUACAGUUUGAUCCCAAUACCCACCUGCCCACCGUCAACGACAGUUGUACUGGUUGUACUCUGUGUCUCAGUGUCUGCCCGAUUAUUGACUGCAUCAAAAUGGUUUCCAGGACAACACCUUAUGAACCAAAGAGAGGCUUGCCCUUAGCUGUGAAUCCAGUGUAUUAAGGUGAUUAGUUUAACAGUCGUGGCGAAUUGAGAGUCACCAGUGGAAAUGGAUAUGUUUUCUAAUUAGAUCAUUAUUUUUAAAUCUUUCUACAUAAAAAUAACCAGGAUUAUAAUAGUAACAGUAAUAAUAAUAAUAACAACAACCAUGUUAGGCUGCCCAUAGCUAUAAAUUCUAAUGAUUCUUUUCAGAGAAAAGUUUUGUGAGACGUUAGCUAUCCUUUGGUUAAUUAGAUGUUUUCUGUCAAUUCUGUCCAUUGUCGAGAAACAUUAACUUUUCUUUGGCAAUUAAUGCUCCAGUUUCCAAAUUACCCUGUGCUGGGCUCUGUCUUUAAUUCCUAAUUGUAAGUGAAAUUAAGUAUUUUGGAACAAAGUACAAUUUAACAUACAAGAAAACCGUUGCCGAGGAAACAUUUUAUAAUUAAAAAUUACAUUUAAUUUUAACACUGUUUCUUCAAAAAUGUAAUUAGCUCCAUAAAGCACAAAUGAAGCAAGUUAUUUUACUAUGGAAAGAAAAGAAAGGAAGCUUUAAAUAGGGUUAUAAAAGGUAGAUUAAGUAUUCUCAGCCAACAUAAAACCUAGCUUCUCCUUUGUACCAGGCACACACAUAGAUACAAAGCAUGAGUAUUUGCUAACCAUCACCAUUACUGCCAUUCUCCCCUCUUGCUUCAGAAAGGUGUCUAAAAUCCAUACCAAAGGAUACAAAGUAUUUUCCUUUAAAUGUUCAGUUUAUGUUCUUCAACUAUGAGCUUAUUCUGCUCUAAAACCUCAUUUCUGCUAUGGAGUGAAUUUAUUCUAUGUACUUUUAUUAACUUUCCGAAUUUACAUAUUAAAAGGCAGUAUGGCAAAGCUGGCCUGGAAAUGAGGAAAACUGGGUUCACGUUCUUACUCAGACAUGUGCUGGCCCUGUGAUUUUAGGGAAGUUGCAACCUAGGAAACUCUCUAAGAUUUUAAGUAAAGAUAAAAUUAGUGAGAAGAAAUUCCACACCAGUUCUUUAUACUAAUGCAUUCACAGAUAUAGACCAGUAGAAAAUACAAAUUUAAAUAUACAUUUGAGUCAAACUUAAAUUAUAUGGUGGCGCAUACAUUGAAUUACUCAAGAAUUAAAAUAUAAUAUACAAAUAAUAUAUAGUAAGUUUGUCUUUCUUUUCCUCUCUUUAAAUGUUCCAGAACUAUAAAUAUAUAGUCAAAAAAGAAAUUAACGUUUUUAAUAUUUCUUAGAAUUUGUUUUUAGAAUCACUUAAUCUUUACUUUUCAGAAUAUUCUCAUACAAGUCUAUUUCUAUUUUAGAAUUUCUAUGUUCCAUUAAUAUAUAAGAUAAAUCUAUCAGCAAAGUAUGAUAUGUCUAUUCCUGUGCCAAAGAGCAAGAUUUAAAAAAAUUAAAUUCCAAUUGUAUGUUUUUUUAUAAAUCUUUAUUUAAUCCAGUCUCUGUAUUUCAAAUAAAAAAAUUAAAUAAAAAUUUAUUUUAAGCAA
Molecule: messenger RNA, 4794 nt
Organism: Monodelphis domestica (gray short-tailed opossum)
Lineage: Eukaryota; Metazoa; Chordata; Mammalia; Didelphimorphia; Didelphidae
Gene: DPYD
Product: dihydropyrimidine dehydrogenase
Biological process (GO): thymine catabolic process; uracil catabolic process
Cellular component (GO): cytoplasm; cytosol
Molecular function (GO): uracil binding; dihydropyrimidine dehydrogenase (NADP+) activity; NADP binding
Source: RefSeq, a predicted model, not a curated record